Gadus macrocephalus (Pacific cod) is the source of this 5881-nucleotide messenger RNA. RefSeq names its product synaptic vesicle glycoprotein 2Bb (gene sv2bb). Gene Ontology annotation, cellular component: membrane. The record is from RefSeq and is a predicted model, not a curated record. Gene Ontology annotation, molecular function: transmembrane transporter activity. The transcript has 14 exons. Gene Ontology annotation, biological process: transmembrane transport; chemical synaptic transmission. NCBI's taxonomy places the organism in Eukaryota, Metazoa, Chordata, Actinopteri, Gadiformes, Gadidae. The coding region runs from base 287 to 2371 and encodes 694 amino acids.
UUUUGUGCUCUCUGUCAACAGGUAUACAGGACGACAGGAAUCGGAAUCACUAAGAAGUGAGGACUUGGAUUUAGCGCCCAUCUACACCAGUACUCUUCCAUCUUCAAGACUGUGUGACGGAAAUGUACCCCUCAAAAUAGUCAUUACUCUCUCUCUCGACACAGACUCAAAGCAACCCUUCCGUCGAAGCAAAAACAUUGGGCCAAGGAUCCUGGGUGUUUGUGACCCAUUCAAAGCACUCGCCUACAAUCCGACCAAUAAGAGUCAAGGGCUGAUCUGAUCCAAGAUGGCCGACCCGUACCAAAACAACAGGUACCAGCAGCAGGGGGGCGGCGGGGACGCCUACGGGUCGUACGGGGAGGGGGGGGGCCAGGACGGGUACGCGUACCAGGGGGACUACCCGGCGCAGGAAGAGGACGCGGCCAGCGACGCCACCGAGGGCCACGAUGAGGAGGACCAGAUGUACGAGGGGGAGUACCAGGGGAUCCCCCACCCGGACGAGGUCAAGGCCGCGCAGCGAGCCGCCAGGGCCAAGUCUAGACCAGCAGGUAAUGUUAUCUCGGAGUUGGAGGAGUUGUCUGAACAGUAUGAGGAGAUCAUGGAGGACUGUGGCCACGGACGGUUCCAGUGGACUCUCUUCAUCGUCCUGGGGCUGGCUCUCAUGGCCGACGGGGUGGAGUGCUUCGUGGUUGCGUUCGUGUUGCCCUCCGCUGAGAAGGACCUGUGUCUGUCUAACGCAGAGAAAGGAAUGCUGGGUCUGACUGUGUUCCUGGGCAUGAUGGUGGGGGCGUUUGUGUGGGGGGGCCUGGCGGAUAAGGUGGGCCGCAGGCGCUGCCUCAUUGUCGCCUUGACGAUCAACUGCGUGUUCGCGUUCCUCUCCUCCUUCGCCCAGGGAUACGGCUUCUUCCUCUUCUUCAGGCUCCUCUCAGGCUUCGGUAUCGGGGGUUCAGUGCCAAUCGUCUACACCUACUUCUCAGAGUUUCUUCAGAUGGGCAAGCGGGGGGAGUACCUGUCCUGGCUGUGCAUGUUCUGGAUGAUCGGAGGAAUCUACGCUUCCUUCACUGCCUGGGGCAUCAUACCCCGAUACGGCUGGGGCUUCAGCAUGGGCACAGAGUUCCAGUUCCACAGCUGGCGUGUGUUUGUCUUGGUGGCUGCCCUGCCAGCCAUCAUCUCCCUGGUGGGCCUCACCUUUAUGCCUGAGAGCCCCCGCUUCCUCCUGGAGAAUGCUAAGCAUGACGAGGCGUGGAUGAUUCUGAAGCGGGUGCACGACACGAACUGGAGGGCCAAGGGCCAGCCGGAGAAGGUCUUCACUGUGACCCACAUCAAGGCUCCCAAGACGGCUGAGGACGAGUUCAUCGAGAUCCAGAGUGCUACUGGGACCGCCAUACAGCGCUGGGCCGUCCGCUCCGCCACACUCUGCAAACUAGUGCUAAAGAACGUAGUGUCUCUUCUGUCGGCUGAGCUGAGGAUCACCACUCUCUUCCUCGCCAUUAUCUGGUUCUGCAUGGCUUUCAGUUACUAUGGUCUGUCCGUGUGGUUCCCUGACAUGAUCAAACAUCUUCAGAAUGAAGAGUAUGAAGCAAGAGUCAAAGUGAUCACCAAGGUGUUCCAUGGAGAGCGCGUGGAGCGGUUCCGUUUCAACUUCUCUUUAGAAAACCAGAUCCAUAGAGAAGGAGAAUACAUCAGAGAUGAGUUCAUCAACAUAGAGAUCAAGUCAGUGACGUUUGAGGACUCUCUGUUCGAAGACUGUUACUUUAAGGACAUCAGGUCCAGCAACACAGUGUUUAGGAACUGCACCAUCAGAUCCACUGAGUUCAUCAACACAGACCUGUGGAAGGACAAAUUCAUCGACUGUAAAUUGGAGAAUGUAUCCUGGCACGAAAACAAACGAGGCUGUCACCUUGACGCGGUGGAGGAGAACGAUGUCCUCAUUUACCUGGUCAGCUUCCUGGGCAGCCUGGCCGUGUUGCCGGGCAACAUCGUGUCCGCCCUGUUCAUGGAGAAGGUCGGCCGGGUCAAGAUCAUAGGUGGCUCUAUGCUGGUGUCGGCGGGCUGCACCUUCCUGCUCUUCCUGAGCUUCAGCCAGGCCGCCAUCAUCGCCAUGCAGUGCCUGUUCUGCGGCGUGAGCGCGGCCGCGUGGAACGGCAUCGAGGUGGUCACCGUGGAGCUGUACCCCACCUCCAAAAGGGCCACCGCGUUCGGCCUGUUGAACGCCAUGUGCAAGUUGGCGGCCAUCUUGGGCAGCUCUAUCUUCGCCAGCUUCGUGGGCAUCACCAAGGUCAUCCCCAUCCUGCUGUCGUUCGUUGCGCUCAUCUGCGGCGGGCUGGUGGCGCUCAAGCUGCCCGACACCCGCGAGAAAAUCCUCCAGUGAGAACAUCAUUGGGGGGGGGGGGGGGGGGAGCUUGGACUGCAUCAGAACAGGAAAGGGAGACGCAGGUGGGUGGUGUGUUUCGUGUCUAGAGAGAGGAGGGAGAGAGAGAGAGAGCCCAAGAGGUGCAAGUUUCAAAUGUAACACCGCCUCCCCCGCAAAAAAGAACAAAUACAACUAAAACAUAUAAACAUCGAAAACUGCUGAUUUGAUUUGAUGGUAUUAUUCCAUUGUGGUGCAAUCAGUUGUGGCAAUCAAACACAGGAAACUUGAAGCUGGGUUUGCAAUAUGAUAUAUCAUAAAGUCUGUUUUUGCUGCGUUGGAAACGUUUGUGUGCGAUUCAGGAGUUACUGAGUGUGAAGAUGUUGAGGAAGAACCCUGAAAGUUUAAUAAGAAACACUAAUUCAAUGACAACCGAAAUUAUGAAAGCGGAUAUUGACGGGGCUGGGAAAAAUGAGGAAGAGAGUAGAUUCAUGGCACCAUUAAUACAGAAGAAUACGAAUAUGAAUAAAUGAUAUAUUCAUUAUUAUGUGUCCUCAAAGCCAUAUCCCAGAGGCUGAGGUUUGGUAACAACGAGCCCAUGCUGAUCCCAUUGUGAGUUGAAUGGAGAAUGAAAUAGAGACGAUAUGACAAAGUAGAUAGUGACAUGAUGUUAUGGAGGGACAAUUCUAGUCUGGAUGACUUCAUGUUUCAAUUUCUGACUAAUUGUCAUCAUGGAGUAUAUUAAACUCAUAGUUUAUGACACGAAGACAGGAUUUCCGCACUGCAUCCACAAAACAAGCGUCAUUCAAUUGGUUUUAUUAUUAUUUAGUUGAUGGAUUUUAGACAUUUUGAGCUGAAUAUUGGGACUAUGGUUUACAUGAUGGAAUGGACAUUUAGGUCACCUAAAUGUAAUUUGAUAUGUUAUGAAAGUAGCCAGCUACUAUGAAAGUAGCUAGUGUAUAAGAAGUGGUCACUUCAAUUAUUUUCAUUUACAAUUCACUUUGGUUGUGUGCACCAUUGUCAAUUAUUAUAAUAUAUAUUUUUUAAUAUUAUUAUUGAAUGUGCAUUACUUAAUUUAAAAUAUGACCGAAACAUGGUAUAGGGCCAAUCUUCAUAUAUCUAUAUUGUCUAUGUCUGUUUUUGUCUGAAGUGGGUUAUGCUGUGGUUUUGAGUAAUAUGGUUAGUAAUGGGGCUAAGCAUUUUAAUGAAUAACUAAUGUCUCUAUUUUGAGUCGGUCCAUUCAGCUUUAACUUCUAAGCAUAAAACAUUCCAAUGUUAGCAGUGUUUAUGUUGACUAUUUGAGCCCAUGUCAACCCCUCCGUGGUAUGGUUAACCUGUCCCAUUAUCAAAAUCUUUAUUUGGCUUUGCUUACACAUCCCUCUCUCUUUUUGUACUGUCAGCAAAACUGGCCCUCCAUGUCUUCAAUGAUAAAAUAGCUCAAAAUAGUGAUAAAGGGAAGGGACAAUCGCAACAGCCUGAUUAUUUGUGUAUGUAUGUCUAUCCUUCCCCCUUUUUCUCUUCUUUGAACAUUCACACUCAAGUCCAUGCCUGCUGUACGUAUAUCUGUUACCUGAAAGACCUGUGUUGAGUCCUGAUAUUAACAGAGAUCUGAAUAUAUAUAUAUAUAUAUAUAUAUAUAUAUAUAUAUAUAUAUAUAUAUAUAUAUAUAAAGAAUUAUUUUCUUCAAAGAAUUCAAGAAAUCGAACAACAUGAGACCACGUUUCCAUCCGACCGACUGCAUGUUUGUGAUUUGACUAACAAGUGGCUUCAUAACAAAACCAGGGAGUGGUUUCCUUACGGCUAAUCGUAUCUUAUGUAAAUGCUUGUGUUGGUUCUUAUAACAUCCCAUGUGUUGAAACUCAACAUUAAGGGACAAGAUGGUUUCGGACCUUAUUUUUGCAGACGUGUGACCUUGCGGGCGAGUGAAUGAAUCAGACUGAUGAACAAGCUCUAAACACUGCAAAGAAACAACGAUAAAUUUGGCCAAUGCCUUAGGAAACUCAAAAUCAAAGCAUCUGUGGCACAACGACUGUGACACAUUGCUGGUCUGUGUAAGGAUGGUACAAACAGUGUUUAUAACCUGAUAAGAAAUGCAAUCAAGCCGUUGUUCACGCAGCUAUUUAGUUAGGUUGGAGCAAUAAGUAUAGGGUUAGAGGAGUGCAGAGUAUAAAAAGAACAUUAAGGAAAUUUCCCAAACUCUUUUGGCUCAACUAAAUAUAACUAAAGAUUAUCUUUUGAAGCAUGGAAGAAGUGUUGUGUUUUUUCAUGCUCAGCCGUUGCAAUAUCCUGGUGUACCCUUGUAUCAACAUCUUCUACGAGUGGCUCUAUCUACAGUAAACUCUGUGUGGAAACAGAGGGUUUUAAUUAGGUCCUCCAUCACUGCAGUUCUCUGCUGUUGUAAAAGACCAUUUCAUCAACUGAAUUAAUUGUUUUCCUGCUUUCACAUUACUGUCCCUCACUUUGCUGGGAUUAAAUCUGUGGAGGCUAAAUGAUGUAUGUAUUUAUUGACAAAUGUCUUUGUUGUUUUUUUGGGGGAAACCUGUUCCUGAGUAAUGUUACUCUGUGUAGAAACUGUAUGACAGAAGGAAAGAAAAAAGCUUUUUGCCUCGUCUGCUUCCACUAACCACCAUUCAUCACCCAUUUAGUUACAGUUGGAACAAUGCAUAUGCCUCUGUGUCUCUUAUCUCCUCUACUGGGCUAAAUACGAUCUUGAAUGACAAGGGGAGGAAAGUGUUUAUGAUUCUUUUCAGGAUUAUGCUUACUCAGCAAUUUCUUUAAAAGGGGAAAAAAAAAACUAUAUUGGCCCACUCUCCGGCGAUUUAUAAGAACCGGUGUUGAAUUUCACCCACAGCUACACUACAAAAAAGAUAACACGGGUAACACAAAUUAUGUCUCCAUACGGGGCUAUAAGUUACCGCUACUUUCCUCCAUCUGAAUUUCUCCUGGACCAUUGUGUGUGUUUGUCGACCAUAUAGCUUAACAGGGUUUAAGGGACUCUUGUCUUCACUGCACUCCUCCCUCUCACCUCCUACUAAUGCACAAGCAACACGACAGAGAUCCAAAUGGACGUAUUAAUGAUUCAAGAAUCGGAUGAGAGUGCAUGUUGAUAUUUUGUUAUGGCAAAGAAAAGAAAAAUAAGUCAGAAUCAACCCCAUAAGCGUCUCUUCAAUGUGUGAAUAAUCAGUUGGUUUUGUCUGCUUCUCAGUGUUUUUAAUCGACCACUACAGCGCUGGUCAAAGCAACAGCUGAUCAAUUCAAUGUGUAUUUUGGUAUAUAUGUAUCGAUUUGCUUUUUUCUGUGUGUUUUCAUUGGUUUGGAACUUUGGACCUUUGUUCAGGCAUCAGUUAGAGAAACAAAAAGCCAUAUUUGGUUCUUUUUUAUAUUUUGUAUUUAUGAACUGUGUGGUUUUGGGUUGUUUCGUUUGUGGAAAAGAAUGAAAUCUGUUUUGUGUCAAAGGUUUACUUUUUGGUGUUUGGUUCAUGUGUAUCUGUGGCUGUGAAAAUAAUAAAACUGAUUAUGAAGAACACAGAA